Zingiber officinale is the source of this 2958-nucleotide messenger RNA. Its product is annotated as DNA replication licensing factor MCM4-like. Gene Ontology annotation, molecular function: ATP binding; single-stranded DNA helicase activity; single-stranded DNA binding. Gene Ontology annotation, biological process: double-strand break repair via break-induced replication; DNA replication; mitotic DNA replication initiation. The record is from RefSeq and is a predicted model, not a curated record. The coding region runs from base 101 to 2644 and encodes 847 amino acids. Gene Ontology annotation, cellular component: MCM complex; nucleus. The transcript has 18 exons. NCBI's taxonomy places the organism in Eukaryota, Viridiplantae, Streptophyta, Magnoliopsida, Zingiberales, Zingiberaceae.
UCUUUUUGGCGGGACAGUGUGUUUUUUCCCGCCAUAACCACUCUACUUUUCCCCACUUCACAAUUCUCCCGCCUCAUCUCUGCGUCGAGAAUCAACCGCCAUGGCUUCCUCCGAUUUCUCACCCUCCGGAGCUUCGUCCCCCGAUGGCCGGUCGAGUCCAAUCGCGAACACUAAUUCCUCCCCUGCUCUUGGACCCGCCGGGCGUAGCAGCCGGCGACGGCGUCGUACCCCCUCCACCACACCCUCCCCCUCCCCCGGUGCCCUACUGACCCCAUCCGCCACGCCGUCCGCUAGCGGCCCUCCGUCUUCUACCCCUUCCAGCCUCCGCCGCCGGUGGACACGCCGUCACCCCGCAACCCCCUCCACCCCUAUGUCCGCCGACGAGAACCUUCCUCCCUCGUCAGACGCCGGGGAUGACGACGCGGUCGACCACGAUGACGCCGAUUCCGCUCCCGUGUUUGUCUGGGGUACCAACAUCAGCGUGCAGGACGUGAACGCCGCCAUUCUCCGGUUCCUUCGCCACUUUCGUGACCCGAGGGAGGCUAGCAGGGGGAACGGCCUGCUGGACGAUGGAAAGUACAUGCGGUCCGUCCACCGCAUCAUGGAGCUUGAAGGUGGGGAGUCUUUGGACAUCGACGCCCAUGACGUGUUCGACUACGAUCCUGAUCUCUAUACCAAGAUGGUUAGGUACCCGCUGGAGGUCCUGGCCAUCUUUGACAUUGUGGUCAUGGAUUUGGUCGCUCGAAUCGAUCCAUUGUUUGAGAAACACAUCCAAACUCGAAUCUAUAAUCUCAAAUCCUCCGUCUGCAUGAGGAAUCUCAAUCCUUCUGACAUUGAAAAGAUGGUGUCUGUUAAAGGGAUGAUCAUCCGUUGCAGCUCUGUCAUACCAGACGUCAAAGAGGCUACAUUUCGUUGUCUAGUCUGCGGUCAUUACUCAGAUCCCAUUCUUGUUGACAGAGGGAGGAUAAAUGAACCAACAAGGUGUGUAAGACAGGAAUGUUUAGCCAUGAACUCAAUGACACUGGUUCACAAUCGAUGCAGAUUUGCAGAUAAGCAGAUUAUCAAGUUGCAGGAGACACCUGAUGAAAUUCCAGAAGGAGGGACCCCACACACUGUCAGCAUUUUGAUGCAUGAUAAACUUGUAGACUCUGGAAAACCUGGAGAUAGGGUUGAGAUUACAGGUAUAUACAGAGCAAUGAGUGUUAGAGUAGGACAAACUCAGAGAACUGUGAAGUCUACAUUUAAGACUUACAUAGAUUGUCUUCACAUAAAGAAGACAGACAAGUCUCGUCUCCUCCUUUCUGAUCAAAUGGAUUGUGAUAAUAGUACCACUAACAAGACUGUUGAAGAUGAAAAUGCUGAUUAUCGGGACAAGAUUGAUAAAAUAAAGGAGCUUUCAAAAUUGCCAGAUAUCUACGACAGGCUUACGAGGUCUUUGGCACCUAACAUAUGGGAAUUGGAUGAUGUGAAAAGAGGUUUACUUUGCCAGCUUUUUGGAGGCAAUGCUCUAAAGCUUGAUUCAGGAGCAAGCUUCCGAGGUGACAUUAACAUUUUGUUGGUUGGUGAUCCUGGAACCAGUAAAUCUCAGCUGCUCCAGUAUAUGCACCAGUUAUCACCUCGUGGAAUAUAUACAAGUGGGCGGGGGAGCUCUGCAGUUGGUCUAACUGCUUAUGUUUCAAAAGACCCUGAGACUGGUGAAACUGUACUGGAAAGUGGUGCACUUGUCUUAAGUGACAGGGGCAUCUGCUGUAUUGAUGAGUUUGAUAAAAUGUCUGAAAAUGCACGCAGCAUGUUGCAUGAGGUGAUGGAACAACAGACUGUAUCAAUUGCAAAGGCUGGAAUAAUUGCUUCAUUAAAUGCUAGGACUUCAGUAUUAGCUUGUGCAAACCCUAGUGAAUCUCGGUACAAUCCUCAGCUCUCUGUGAUUGACAACAUCCAUCUUCCUCCAACUUUGCUUUCAAGAUUUGAUUUGAUUUAUCUAAUUUUGGACAAGGCAGAUGAACAAACUGACAGACGUCUAGCCAAGCAUAUGGUUGCUUUGCAUUUUGCAGAUCCAGAGACGCAAGUGCAAGAGUUUAUUGACCUCCCUACCUUAGUUGCAUAUAUCAGCUAUGCUAGAAAGCAUAUUCAUCCACAGAUAUCUGAUGAAGCUGCUGAAGAGUUGACACGCCGAUAUGUGGAAAUGAGGAAAAGAGGAAAUGCACCAGGAAGCAGGAAGAAGGUUAUCACAGCAACAGCUAGGCAAAUUGAAAGCUUAAUCCGCCUUGGUGAGGCACUUGCACGUAUGCGUUUUUCAGAAUGGGUUGAAGUGCAAGAUAUAGCAGAAUCUUUUCGAUUGUUGGAAGUUGCAUUGCAGCAGUCAGCAACAGACCAUUCCACUGGAACCAUCGAUAUGGAUCUUAUCAUGACUGGAAUAUCUGCAAGUGAAAGGAUUAGACGGGAGAACCUAGUUGCAGCCAUGCGUAACCUUGUGAUGGAGAAAUUGCAAAUUGGAGGUCACUCCGCUCGAUUAGUAGAGUUGCUGGAGGAGGUCAAUAAGCAAAGUUCCAUGGAAGUUCACCUCAAUGAUGUGCGGACCGCCCUUGCAACUCUGGCCACUGAGGGAGUUGUUCUUCUUCACGGAGACAAUGUAAAGAGGAUAUGAUGAAGCCACUGAGUAGAGCUACUUGUUAAGUUUUUCAGAGAUAGAUCACUAAUUCAAUCAGGUGCCAUGUUCCAUCGCAUGCAAAACAAGCCAGUUCAUCUCAUUGUCUAAUGUAUUUACUUUAGAGUAACUUCUUUAUAUUACUAAUUCUUCCCUUUGGAUUAUAAGUGUGUCAAGAGCUUAAUGCUGCCUUUUUCAUUGUUUUGAAAAAGAUAAUGUAAAAACUGCAAGUUUUCAUCUUAUUUGAGUAACAAAAUGGGAAAAAAAAAAUUGUUUAGAAUUGAGAGAAGAAUGAAAGUAGAGGAAUAACUCAA